Trematomus bernacchii (emerald rockcod) is the source of this 3708-nucleotide messenger RNA. RefSeq names its product un-named sa1614. Gene Ontology annotation, cellular component: cytoplasm. Gene Ontology annotation, molecular function: protein binding; GTPase activator activity. The transcript has 29 exons. NCBI's taxonomy places the organism in Eukaryota, Metazoa, Chordata, Actinopteri, Perciformes, Nototheniidae. The coding region runs from base 499 to 3570 and encodes 1023 amino acids. The record is from RefSeq and is a predicted model, not a curated record. Gene Ontology annotation, biological process: positive regulation of GTPase activity.
AAAAAAAAAGCAGGAAAAGAAAUCAGCUGAUGAUGAAAAGACAUAAAGCUGUUACAGGAGCGGAGAGAAGACACCGGUUUGAUUCCCUCCUCUGAACCCGGUCCCGGUGCAUAGGGUUCCGGUUCUCCUCUCUGCUGCUCCGCUCUUUGUCAGCCGGUUCACACACCGAGAGACCCGGGCGGGUUUCAUGGGUUCAUCCCUGGAUAAAGCGGCUCUACCGGGGAAACAUCGUUGCGUUUAACACUCUUAUGACCCGGGACUGUUUUUAAUGUCAUCGCUUUUCUGCGGAAUCUGCUGUUAAUGUUUAUUUGCUGCUGUAUCUGAUCACCUUUUGUCUGGAGGAAGAGGAGGCUGAUGCUGCGGUGAAGUCACACUGAGGAAGGAAGCACCGGAUCAGGUUUUUUCCUGGUUCCACGGGUCUUUUGUGUGGAAUUGAUCAGUCAGUCCCGGACUUGAGAGGCCCGGGUGGUCCCGGUGUGUCCCGGGCUCAGCAGCACCAUGCCGGAGUGCGUGUCGGUGUCAGACUUCGUGCAGGAGGUCCAGGAGGACUGGAGCUCCCCCACCACCUCCUCCUUCACCUCCAAGAUGAUCAGCUGCAGGAACACCGUCUACCUGCUGGAGGAGGUUUUGGACAGUGACCGCUUGGUGUUGCAGAAGAUGAAGAAAGCUGCUAAAGCCAAAUAUGCCUCAGGACAAGACCAUGUCUCUCACCUGGAGCAGUACAUUAACUCGAUGGAGAAGCUGUCGGUGAACUGUCACUCAAACGGAGAGACGGAGGUCGGAUCAGCUUUCUGCCGUCUGGCCGACUUCUCCAAAGACCUCCUCUCUCCCAUGAAGAACCUGUUAAAGAGCAUGCUCCACAACAUCAACUUCUUCCUGGACUCUCUGGUUAAAGGAGACCUGAGGGAGGUGAAGGGGGAUCUGAAGAAACCUUUUGACAAAGCGUGGAGGGACUAUGAGAGCAGAUUUAAGCAGGUGGAGAAGGAGAAGAGGGAGCUGGCUCGUCAGUAUGGGAUGGUGAGGAACGAGGUCAGCGGAGGAGAGAUCGCAGAGGAGCUCGAGAAGGAGAGACGCUCCUUCCAACUGAGCAUGUGUGAGUAUUUGAUUAAGGUCAACGAGAUAAAGACGAAGAGAGGCGUCGACCUUCUGCAGAACCUCAUCAAACACUACCACAGCCACAAUAACUUCCUGCAGGAGUGUGUUUCCACCACUCAGAAGUUGAAGCAGUACAUGGAGGAGUUGAAUGGAGUCCUUAUCACGGUGAAGCAGCGUCAGGAGGAGGAGAAGAAACAGCUGGUGACCCUCAGAGAUCAGCUGAGGCCGGCCGUCAACUCAGAGCAGGACUCUUUACCUAAGCAGGUGUACAGCAUGCAUCAGCUGCUCGGAGACAAACAGUACGGAACAGAGAGGGCAGGAUUCCUCUACAAGAAGAGUGACGGCUUGAGAAAAAUGUGGCAGAAGAGGAAAUGUUCAGUUCACAACUGUUACCUGACCAUCGCACACGCCACUCCUAAUAAACCUCCUACCAGACUAAACCUGCUCACCUGUCAGGUCAAACCCAGUGUGGAGGACAAGAAAUGCUUUGACCUCAUCUCCCAUAAUCGGACCUACCAUUUCAUGGCAGAGGAGGACGCUGAAUGUGUGGCCUGGAUUUCGGUGCUCAGUAACAGUAAGCAGGAGGCUCUGAGUGCGGCCCUGGACGGGGGCUUUAAAGGGGGGGGAGGAGGGGAGAGCAGCGUAGAGGAUCUGACCCGGGCCAUCACUGAAGACAUCCGGCGGAUGCCCGGAAACAACAACUGCUGUGACUGCGGAGCUCCAGAUCCUGGAUGGCUCUCCACCAACCUGGGCAUCCUGACCUGUAUCGAGUGUUCGGGGAUCCACAGGGAGAUGGGGGUCCACGUCUCCAGGAUCCAGUCUCUGAGUCUGGACAGUCUGGGGACCUCAGACCUUCUGUUGGCCAGGAAUGUUGGUAACUCUGGUUUUAAUGAAAUACUGGAGGCAAACCUGCUGAGUCCAUCAAUGAAGCCGUCCCAGGAGAGCCACAUGGGAGAGCGUAAAGACUUCAUCCUGUCAAAGUAUCAGGACGGUUAUUUUGUGAGGCGGAACCACUGCUCGAAUGCAGCGCAGCGGUUUGGCCUGCAGGAGGCGACCAAGAGCUGCGACAUCUACAGUCUGAUCCAGCAGCACGCCCAGAGGACCGAGCUGAGCCAGCCGCUGCACGCACACAUACAGGAGAGAGGGGAGACAGCGCUCCAUCUCGCCGUCCUAUUGGCUGACAGGACGUCCCUGCACAUCCUAGACUUCUUAGCUCAGAACUGCUCAAAUGUGGACGCACAGACAUCCGCAGGAAACACAGCGCUGCACUACAGCUGUCUGCACAACAAGAGCGACUGUGUGAGGCUGCUGCUGAGAGCCAGGGCCAACACACACACCAAAAACGAGUUAGGGGAGACCGCUCUGGACGUGAGCCGCAGGUUGAAGCACGGCCACUGUGAGGCGCUGCUGCAGCAGGCCCAGUCCAACCAAUUCGACCAUCAUGUGAACGUGGAGUACGAGUGGAGGCUUCGUCAUGACGACCUCUACGACAGUGACGACGACUUUGAAGAGAGGAACGGUCCUGUGAAGAAGGAGCGCUCCUUCUCCUCCUCCUCCUUCUCCUCCUCCUUCUCCUUCACCUCCCGGGCCUUCAGCUUCAGUCAGCCCGCCUCCUCCUCCAUCCCCCCGCCUUCCUCUGGAGAAGCAGGAGGAGCGGGAGGAGGGGGAGGAGCGGGAGGGUCCGGAGGGUCUGGGGGGUCUGGAGGGUCCGGAGGAGGUCUGCUGAGCGUGGGGAGGAGGCUCGCCAUGGCGAUGGAGCUCCACAGCCGGCCCUCUGGCUGUGCCUCCAGCCCCCCUCCGCCUCCUCCGUCCUCCCCUGCACCCCCACUGCCCCCCCGGGUCAAAGCGCCCAACGUUCCUCCCCCUCCCCCUCCCGCUGGGGGAGAAGGAGCUGGGGAUGAAGAGGAGGAAGAGGGGGAGGUCUUCUUCUCGCUGACAGGAAAUAGAAAGUCAACGCCCCCCCCUCCCAUCGCCGUCCGACACAAGAGGAGCUGCUCCGAGUCCAGCAAGCACGAUUACGGGUUGCCAACCAGCCCAGGGAUCUACAGCGGUCCAGACUCCUCCUUUAAGAAGUGUGUCCCAUCUUCUCCUCUCAGCUCGCUGACUGAACGUCCAGAGAGAGGUUUUCGGAGGGCGGACAGUGACGGUAGCUCCUCCCACUUCCUGCACCCUGCCAGGAAAGCCCCGCCCAACGGCUCUCCCACCAAUCACCGCUCUCAGAGCUUUGAGAACGACAAACGCCCCGUCCCCCAGCCGCUUCCUCGCAGAUCAUUGCCUCGGGGUGCGACGAGCCGCCGGGUGGAGGCGCUGUACGACUGCCAGGCCGACCACCACGAUGAGCUGAGCUUCUUUGAGGGUCAGGUGCUGGUGGUCCUGGGCAAGGAGGAUAGUGAUUGGUGGCAUGGUUACAUAGAGGAAGAACCGGACCAGAGGGGUUUGUUCCCGUCCUCCUUCGUCCAGCUGCUCUCAGACUGACCUGGACCAAACCAACAGAACCUGGACCCAUACAGAUCCAGUCCGCCUGGAGAACCAGAACCUGGACCCGUACAGAUCCAGUCAGCCUGGAGAACCAGAACCUGGACCCGUACAGAUCCAGUCUGCCUGGAGAACCAG